AUGUCACCUGCUGUUGUAUGGAGCACAACUUUGCCACUGUUUAGUAGGCAAGCUAAGAAAUUCAAAAUUUCGAGAUUGAUCGACACGUGGUACAUGCUUUGUUAUCUUCUUACAACUGGGAAAGAGUAUGGUGCGCGAGCAGGUUUAUCUGAAGCCAAUCUGAAAGAUUUAGUCAGAACUUCGGCAAAAUACGUACUUAACAAUGGAGGCGCUGUGAGGGGAUUUUCCAGUUGGGGGACGCUUGCUCUUCCUACACGAACGCGUAGACAUCAAGAAUACCAUACUGAGGGAUAUUACUGGUUGAUGCAUUUUGACACUAAUCCAAUAAUUGUUCAAGCAUUACAAAAGAAGUUUAAAACUGAUCCACGUGUAAUAAGAGGCAAUAUUAUUAAGCUGGGAGAGAAAUUGGAAGACAUUGUAGAGCGGCCAGAUAAGACACGAUAA
This is a messenger RNA of Paraglomus brasilianum, 444 nucleotides long. The record is from the annotation of a GenBank genome assembly. Lineage: Eukaryota; Fungi; Glomeromycota; Glomeromycetes; Paraglomerales; Paraglomeraceae.